Molecule: messenger RNA, 970 nt
Organism: Sinocyclocheilus grahami
Lineage: Eukaryota; Metazoa; Chordata; Actinopteri; Cypriniformes; Cyprinidae
Gene: msraa
Product: methionine sulfoxide reductase Aa
Exons: 6
Coding region: 171-878 (235 amino acids)
Biological process (GO): cellular response to oxidative stress
Cellular component (GO): cytoplasm
Molecular function (GO): peptide-methionine (S)-S-oxide reductase activity
Source: RefSeq, a predicted model, not a curated record
GAAUACGGAGUCGUUUAACCACAGGGUUAAAGGGGACUUUAAACAUUUGAUUAGAGCACGCGUACUUAUUUACAAUAUAUAUAUAUAUUCGUAAACAAAUAGUUACGUAACGAGCACACGCGCUUGUGCAAUCGUUACACAAGUGCAUCGCGUGCGGCGUGUUUGUGCUCAUGGUCGCGCGGACUUCCGUGCGUUUGGUUUGGCGUUAUUUUGUCCAAAACAGAGUGGGAGAUAUGUCCUCCAAAAUACGAAUGCCGUCUCCGGAGGGAGCGCUACCUGGAAGAGAGCAGAGCAUGAAAGUGUCAGCUAAGCACGACGUGAAUGGUAACAGGACAGUGCCACCGUUCCCAGAGGGAUUGCAGAUGGUCUUAUUCGGUAUGGGCUGUUUCUGGGGAGCGGAGAGGAAGUUCUGGAGGCAAAAUGGGGUCUAUUCCACUCAAGUGGGCUACUCUGGCGGUUACACCCCAAACCCCACCUAUGAAGAGGUGUGCACAGGUAAAACAGGACACACAGAGGUGGUUUGCGUGGUCUAUGUGCCUGAGAAGAUCCACUUUGCACAGUUGCUGAAGGUAUUUUGGGAAAGCCACGAUCCUACACAAGGAAUGCGACAAGGCAACGAUGUUGGGACGACCUAUCGCUCAACCAUCUACGCUUACACACAGGAACAGCUCGACCAGGCAUUGCACUCCAAGGAUGAAUAUCAGAAGGUGCUGACUGAAGAGGGUUUUGGAGCCAUCACGACAGAAAUAGCAAUGACUAAGGAGUUUUACUAUGCAGAAGACUAUCACCAGCAGUACCUCAGCAAGAACCCCAACGGCUACUGUGGAAUGGGCGGCACCGGGGUCUCCUGCCCAAUAGGACGGAAGAGUAAAAAUUAACAUGCUUCUCCUGUCCUGUGAUUGACCGAUCCAAAGAUCAGCAUUUAUGUGAAAUAAAAAGCUUUUGUAACAUUAUACACUAUACCAUUCAA